Molecule: messenger RNA, 4537 nt
Organism: Prinia subflava (tawny-flanked prinia)
Lineage: Eukaryota; Metazoa; Chordata; Aves; Passeriformes; Cisticolidae
Gene: WDR82
Product: WD repeat domain 82
Exons: 9
Coding region: 226-1167 (313 amino acids)
Cellular component (GO): Set1C/COMPASS complex
Molecular function (GO): chromatin binding; protein binding
Source: RefSeq, a predicted model, not a curated record
AAGAUGGCGGACACAAUGAGGGGGAGCCGCCUCUCCGCGGCCUGACCGCGCCAAGCCCGCCGAGCCCACCGCCCUCCGCCGCUCCGCCCGGCCCCUCACUGUCCCUCGCCGCCCCUCACCGUUCCGCCCCGCCCCGCCCGGUCCGGCCGUUCCCGCCACGGCCCGGAGCCCCGCCCGGCUGUCCUCAGCGCCGCCGCCCUCGCUCGGCGCGGCCCGGCGGGCGGGAUGAAGCUGACGGACAACGUGCUGCGGAGCUUCCGCGUGGCCAAGGUCUUCCGCGAGAACUCGGACAAGAUCAACUGCUUCGACUUCAGCCCCAACGGCGAGACUGUCAUUUCCAGCAGCGACGAUGACUCCAUCGUUCUCUAUGACUGUCAGGAGGGCAAACCAAAGAGGACCCUGUACAGUAAGAAGUAUGGAGUGGACCUCAUCAGAUACACACAUGCUGCCAACACAGUCGUGUACAGCUCCAACAAAAUAGAUGACACAAUCCGAUACCUCUCCCUGCAUGACAACAAAUACAUUCGCUAUUUCCCGGGGCACACAAAAAGAGUGGUUGCUCUUUCAAUGUCUCCAGUGGAUGAUACCUUUAUUUCUGGAUCUCUGGAUAAAACCAUUCGACUUUGGGAUCUCCGCUCUCCGAAUUGCCAGGGUUUAAUGCAUCUCCAAGGGAAGCCAGUGUGUUCUUUUGACCCAGAAGGGUUGAUUUUUGCUGCUGGAGUCAAUUCUGAAAUGGUGAAGCUUUAUGAUCUCCGUUCUUUUGACAAGGGGCCGUUUGCGACGUUUAAGAUGCAGUAUGACCGAACGUGUGAGUGGACAGGCCUGAAGUUCAGCAACGACGGGAAACUCAUCCUCAUCUCGACCAACGGCGGCUUCAUUCGGCUCAUCGAUGCCUUCAAAGGAGCUGUCCUGCACACGUUUGGGGGUUACAACAAUAGUAAGGCUGUCACGCUGGAGGCAUCAUUCACACCAGACUCUCAGUUCAUCAUGAUAGGUUCGGAGGAUGGGAAGAUCCAUGUUUGGAAUGGAGAAAGUGGGAUGAAGGUGGCUGUCCUAGAUGGAAAACACACGGGUCCUAUAACCUGUCUGCAGUUCAAUCCAAAAUUCAUGACUUUCGCUAGUGCAUGUUCCAAUAUGGCCUUUUGGUUGCCCACUAUCGACGAUUAAUUCCUACGCUGCAGCUGCUGUUGGAUGGCUCCCGUACUGCUGACAGCAGCACGUCAUUGCAAGCAUAGCUUUGGAAUUGCCUACAUCUCCUAGACUGUGUUCCUGUUCCUGCAUAUUUUCCAUGUCUUACCUUUAUCUACAGCAUUCCGUUGUGAGGACUGCUCCUUGGCCUCCUGGCACGCUCAAGAAGCAGCAUGCUACAAGUUCUUACUUCCAGUCCAUGCCCGGCAGGCUUUAGCCCAAGAUGGAACUGACACUGUUAUUUCUUAGAGCCGUGAAGUCUGUUUUAUUUACAAAAUGUUUGUGGCAUUUUUUAAAGCUCUAAUUAUGUGUUUUCCUGCUGUAAGUGCACAAGGCUGUUGAUGUUCCAACGUGGAACGUGCAGUUCCUUUCCAUAAGUGCAUGUUUUUAACGUCUGGAAUCUCUGGUUUCACUGCAGUGCACAGAUGCAAAUACUUCUGUGCCAAAUGUGAACACUGACAGUUUUCAACGGCAGAUGCUGGAUUCUCUUGCAGUGGAACAUGCACCAGAAGCGUGGGUAGCUGUGAACAUACCUCAUACAUCGUCAUCCUUUUUUUUUGGCAAUUUAGUGUGCAACUGCACAGGUUUCAUCCACUGUCAGAGGUUGCCAAAACCUCCCUGCUGUUCACUGUGUCAACGUCCUGGAGGCGCAGACAGCAUUGCUGAGGUCCAGCCAGUGUCCCGAGCAAUAAAGGAGUCUGUCAGCAGGAAGACAGAGAAACCACACAGAGACUGAAAGCACAGUCUGCCUGUGUAUCUUUGUUAUGUACCAUCUUGGCUGAUCUUACUUGUAAAUAUCACGGGGUGGGUGGGCAGUGGGAAUGGGCCAUAUUUUUUUACUUUUAGAUAUAAAAGAAUACGAUGUGGGCCAGUAAUGUGAGAUGUCUAGGCUGUUUACUUUCACCGAUGCAGUUUUCCGCCCCCUGGUCUGUAAAUAAGCUCCACAAAAUUCACCCCACACCAGGCUUAGACCGGUAUCCCUUUGUUAAAGGGUAAAACUGAUACGUGCGUGGUCCAUCACACAGUUUGGUACCAGGCUGCAGGUUUCCAGUGAUAGCUCCGAAACAGCAAUGUGUUCUUUGUCAGAUGCUGUCUUUAAAAUCUUAGGCAUGACUGUGCUGACUCUGCUUUGCUGUGGCCCUGCUCCAAGGAGUGCCCCUGCACAGAGAUGGGGAGGGACAUGCUCUCCUGCCUCAGGGGCUUGUAGCAAAGAAAAGCUGGCAGGCUGGUCUUCAAGCCCAGUUCCAGUUUCUUUUUCCUGAAAUACUGCUUCAAUGGAAUGCAUCCGCCAGCUGGAACAGGCCUGGCGAAAAUGUAGUGUUCACUGUGUUCUUGCCUUUCCAAACACACUUGGGUUUGUGCUGGGUCACAGCUUGGGAAGUCUGUUCUUUCCCUUGCCCAGUCACAUGUGCUUCCCUGCUCAUAAAUAGGAAAAGCUGGCAAGGUGACAAGGCAGUGAUGGGCAUGUUCUGUCUGCUCUCCAGUGCCACACCAUACUGGCAAACCAUGCUGGAGCGUUUUCCUUAGGUCAGUUGUCCUGAUGUUCCCCUGUUACAGCAGAGUUCAUCUCAGCUGUAUACAGUUCACAUCUUGACUCCCUGGAAAAGUAAAUGCCUUGUAGAACAGCUGUUUCUGUUUUGCUUUUUCUUGCCUUUUUUUCCCCCUCCCAGUCCUUGUCAAUGGAAAGGUGCUGUGCUAAGGGCUGGGGAUGGGCACUAAGCAUUUCUGCUCUGCUGGGUUUGGUUCAGGUGGCAGUGUUUGCCUGUGGCAGUGCAGGAGCUCUGCCCACACGGGGCAGGCUCACACCGUGGGGCUCCAUCUGUGUUGUGGUUGUGGCUCUGCUGCCUCACGGGGCAUUUCUAACCGCAGGUCUUUGAUGUGAGUUUGCCAUCCUCCAGCAGGGUGGUGGAUGCUUUCCCUCUGCCACACAGGCCUGCUGCUGGAAGUGCAGAUGAGAGGUUCAUGCCACCCCUCUUCCUGUGCUGACCCACCAUUGCCUAUAAAUAAAACUACCCCGUGCAGGAGGUGGUUUUCUCGGGCCUCAGUCACUGUAACUCAGCCGUGUUGCAUUUCAGGCUGCUUGGUGCUAUUUUACCUUUGUUGGUAUUUACAGUGCUUUGUAAAAUACAGAAAUUUGGGGGUCGUAAUGUGUUAUAACAGUCAAACUUCAGCGUCCAGUAGUAAAUUACCUUUGAAAUUUUUCAAGUCUUUGGCCUGAGGAAGUGAACAGAUAGCCUCUGGCCAUAUUCCUGUUACUUUUCACAGGGAAGCAUUUAGAAGUCUUUUAUUCUAUAAAAGCUCUUUGUUAAUGUGGUUUUGAGCACUUGUCUAGAGGUUGUUGUUCAGCUCUCUUCUGCUUGCAGUGUUGUAAAACAUGGUAUGUUGUGGCAUGGAAUGUUGAAGGAAAAGGGAACCAGAGGAGUGGUUUAGGAGGAUACACACACAAGCACAUCAGUGGCUUUUUGGAGUGAAGAGGGAUGUUCAAGCUCAUGCACAACAGCACUAGUUCUCUGUUCAGGGUGACAGCUGAGCGCCCUCCCAGGGCCCAUUGCCACCUACACAGGCAGACAUCUCUGUUGAUGUAGCAUGGAGUGCUUUCCAUCUGGCUUUAGAAGAGGGGACUGUGCCAAGUGUUGUCAGGAAACUUGAGGAUUGUGUAUUUCAGCCAGUUGGACAGGAAAGGUGAAAAAAGCUUUUAGCUUUCAGCUUCUGUGUGCUUCUCUAGGAGCUUCAGGGUUGCAAUUCCUGUAGUUAGGGCUGCCAGCUAAUGAGAAACAGAUCUGAUGAAAACCAGCCUUCCCAGGUCUGUGAGUAGCCAAGCAGUAAAGAGCAUUCCCCCUCCAAAUCUGACAUGUAAAUCCCCCCCAUGUUCUUUGGGAUGAAAUAAAGACCUUUUUUCAAAACAAGGGGGAAAUGAGACUCAAGAGGCCACCUUUAGGUAAGCAGUGUGGUGGCUGAGCACAUCUGCUUUCAAGUCAGGCUUGAAAGAAUUUUACUUCUUUAUUGAAGCUCCCAGGUCCUGGAUUCAUGCCCCAAUCUCUGCUUUGGAGGGUGCAGGAGCAAUUGAGUGACAAAUUUGGAAGCAGCAGGGCAUCUUUUCCAAUGCCUCUUGGCUGCAUUAGCACUUUAAGAGACUUCACCUUGGGUUUGGGUCAGGGGCAGGAACCUGGUGAACCUUUCAGAAACUGGUCUCUGUGGUCGUGAGCUGCUAUAGGGAGUUGGACUCCUCGGUGGUAUUUGCCAGUGAGUGUAAAUACAUAAAGUCAAAUAAUGCUAUGUCACAAAAUACUACAUUUGUGGAGAAUUCAAUGUUGUGGCUGUGACCAAUAAAUAUUUUGUAGAGAGACCA